AUGGACAUACAAGACAAACUGCGCGGAGUUUAAAGUACGGAUACGCAUCCACUGCAAGGUUCAGUUCAAGGCUUGUGUUGAUUUGAUUCUCCCAAUUUCAAAAAAUACAAAAGUCGAAACAGAGCUAAACAAUGGCGUUUUCAUGGUGGUUCUCUCGUCUACGCUCGUCUUCCAGAACAAUCUUUACACAUCUUCGAUCAUCCCAGUCCACACCUUCAACUGCCGUUUCUGAAGUCAUCUCUUCCAAAGAAAAAAACCCAUUUUUAUGGUGGUCUUCUUACUUAGUCCCCAUUUCAGCUGCUUCACUUUUGCUCCAAUUUCAAUCCAAUCCUCCCUCUUUUUCUGACUCUUUCCAUUCUGAUUCUCGAGGUGUUGGCAUAGGUGGUAAUGGAAGCACUGAGUUUGUGGUGAAGGGUUCUCACAGAAGUGUUCCACAAGAACUCAUCGAUGAUUUGAAGGCUAUAUGUGGGGAAAACAUGUCAAUGGAUUAUGAGGAGAGAUCUGUGCAUGGGAAACCACAAAACAGCUUUCACAAAGCUGUAAAUAUUCCUGACAUUGUCAUCUUUCCAAGGUCCGAACAAGAAGUUUCGUUGAUUGUUAAGUCUUGUAACAACCAUAAGGUUCCUAUCGUACCAUAUGGUGGAGCUACAUCUAUAGAGGGUCAUACUUUAUCUCCUCAUGGAGGGGUCUGCAUUGACUUGUCACUAAUGAAAAAUGUUAAAGCAUUACAUGUCAGGGAUAUGGAUGUGGUUGUUGAGCCUGGGAUUGGAUGGAUGGAGUUAAAUGAAUACUUGGAACCUUAUGGCUUAUUCUUUCCUCUUGAUCCUGGUCCUGGUGCUACCAUUGGCGGUAUGUGUGCAACGCGCUGCUCUGGUUCAUUAGCUGUGAGGUAUGGAACAAUGCGUGAAAAUGUCAUCAAUCUGAAGGUUGUCUUAGCAAAUGGUGAUGUUGUCAAGACUGGAAAUCGUGCCCGAAAGAGUGCAGCAGGGUAUGAUUUGACCCGGCUAGUCAUUGGAAGUGAAGGAACCUUGGGUGUGAUUACAGAAGUUACUCUACGCCUUCAGAAAAUCCCUCAGUACUCAGUAGUUGCGAGAUGUAACUUUCCUUCAAUUAAGGAUGCUGCUGAUGUUGCUAUUGCCACUAUGAUGUCUGGAAUACAGGUAUCCAGGGUAGAACUUAUGGAUGAGGUUCAAGUAAAGGCAAUAAAUAUUGCUAAUGGAUCAAAUUUGCCUGAAACACCUACUUUAUUAUUUGAAUUUGUCGGAACAGAAGCAUAUUCACGUGAACAGACAAGACUGGUCCAGAAGAUCGCUUCUGAGCAUAAUGGUUCGGAUUUUGUUUUUGCAGAAGAGCCUGAAGCUAAAAAGGAGCUCUGGAAGAUGAGGAAGGAAGCUCUCUGGGCGUGUUUUGCAAUGGAACCUGAAUAUGAAGCAAUGAUUUCGGAUGUUUGUGUGCCUUUGUCUCAACUUGCUGAGUUAAUAUCAAAGUCCAAAGAGGUCCUGGAUGCAUCUCCAUUGAUCUGUGCAGUGGUUGCCCAUGCCGGUGAUGGGAACUUUCAUACCUUGAUCUUAUUUGAUCCUAACAACGAAGAGCACAGAAAAGAAGCUGAAAGGCUAAAUCAUUUCAUGGUCCAGGCAGCCUUGUCAAUGGAAGGAACAUGUACCGGAGAACAUGGAGUUGGUACUGGAAAAAUGAAGUACCUGGAACAAGAACUGGGGAUAGAAAAUUUGAAGACAAUGAAAAGCAUAAAAGCAGCUAUGGAUCCCAACAAUAUUAUGAAUCCUGGAAAGCUGAUCCCUCCCCAUGUCUGUUUCUAAAAUCGCGUUUUGGCCCAACCUCGGCCCCUACCAAUUGGCGUAGGUGUAUCAUCUUUAUAGUUUGUCUGCAGCCAAUGUUUGCUGUACUAUUGUAAACUUUGGAGUUCAUGCUACCAUUCAGUGCUGAUAUCUUCUUCAAAUCGUUGGUGUUAAAGACUUUCGAAUUUCAAUAACCACUGAAAAAUAAAAAGAGCUGUAUCUGAAAGUUUUGUAAACCAAAGUUACUAGUUUCCCAAAGAUUAAAAGGAAUACUACCCAAUAAAUAGGUAUAGAGCAGCUCAUAACUUGGCUCUUCAUAUCA
Molecule: messenger RNA, 2118 nt
Organism: Chenopodium quinoa (quinoa)
Lineage: Eukaryota; Viridiplantae; Streptophyta; Magnoliopsida; Caryophyllales; Amaranthaceae
Product: D-lactate dehydrogenase [cytochrome], mitochondrial-like
Exons: 18
Coding region: 132-1817 (561 amino acids)
Biological process (GO): lactate catabolic process
Cellular component (GO): mitochondrion
Molecular function (GO): FAD binding; D-lactate dehydrogenase (NAD+) activity; D-lactate dehydrogenase (cytochrome) activity
Source: RefSeq, a predicted model, not a curated record